Messenger RNA from Onychostoma macrolepis, 1555 nucleotides. RefSeq names its product EEF1A lysine methyltransferase 2 (gene eef1akmt2). The transcript is spliced from 7 exons. Gene Ontology annotation, molecular function: protein-lysine N-methyltransferase activity. The record is from RefSeq and is a predicted model, not a curated record. Gene Ontology annotation, biological process: peptidyl-lysine dimethylation; peptidyl-lysine monomethylation. Bases 123 to 869 code for a protein of 248 amino acids. NCBI's taxonomy places the organism in Eukaryota, Metazoa, Chordata, Actinopteri, Cypriniformes, Cyprinidae. Gene Ontology annotation, cellular component: cytoplasm.
CCCAUGAAUAAACAAACCCUCUGCUGAGGUAAAAGAUGCGCGCGCCCAAUAUUUUUUUAAUGCUUGACUGUAUGAUUUUUUUUCAUCAGAACUGACGACACACAUUACGUCAUAACUGUGAAAUGAGUGUCCUGCUGCAGUGUCCUGUCGAGCGGAUGUUGAUGAGACGAGGCGUCAUGAGCACACAUGGGGCAGAAGACUGUCCGGUGCAGUGCACAGAAUUACAAGAUGAUUUUGCUCCUUCAAAACUCGGAACAAAGGAGUACUGGGAUGAUGCUUAUAAGAGAGAGCUACAGACUUACAAGGAUAUUGGAGAUGUGGGAGAAAUAUGGUUUGGUGAGGAAAGCAUGGACAGAGUGAUCAGAUGGAUGAAAGCACAAAAUGUAUCUGAAAAUGCUGCCAUACUUGACAUUGGAACUGGAAAUGGGAUGUUUCUUGUGGAACUGGCCAAGUAUGGUUUUUCAAACCUCACUGGAAUUGACUAUUCCAAGGCUGCUGUAGAGCUCACCGUAAAUAUUCUGGAAGAGGAAGGCUUAAAAAAUGUUAAAAUUCAGGUGGAGGAUUUCCUGAACCCCAGCACAGAAUUGAAGGGUUUUGAUGUAUGUAUAGAUAAAGGUACAUUUGAUGCCAUUAGUUUGAGCCCAGAGGACAGAGAGGAGGCAAAAAAGCUCUAUGUGAACUCUUUAAAAACAGUAAUGCAACCAGGAGGCUUCUUCAUCAUCACGUCCUGCAACUGGACCAAAGAGCAGCUGCUCCAGAUCUUCAGACCUGGGUUUGAGUUGGCACGAGAGCUGCCCACCCCCCAUUUCCAGUUUGGUGGUGUGACGGGUAACAGCGUGACAGCUUUGGUAUUUAAACGGAUUGACUGAUCCUUAAGUUUUUUUUUUUGUGUGUGUGUGCAAUAUUAGUUGUGCAAUUUUAUAAUAAACCGUUUUGGUAAAUAUUGAACUUGUUUUUCUUAAUAUUGAGGUAAUACAAAGAAACACAUGAGGGCAGUAUUGAGCUACAUUUAACCUUAACGUUAUGUCCAUUUUUACUCGGUUCUUAUGCAGUUGUGUAAUGUUAGGCACAAACAUGGAGUAGUUAAUUGUUGUAUACACUGUCAGGUAAAGUUAUUUUUUGGCUUUCUAUGUAGGGUUUUAUCUUAAGAUUUUUACAAUAUUUUUUUCUUCUGUAUUUUUAACGUAUUUAAAUUUUUUGUGUCUUUACAUGUAGGGUUUUGUCUGGGAUUUGGGCAAUAUAUUUUCUUACAUAUUUAAAAAAAAUAAUAAUUCUUUGUUUUUAGAGUUUGAGAUUUGAGCAGUACCUUUUUUCUUAAACAUUUAUAAUGUAAUUAAGGUUAUUUUUUUGUUUUUGCAUGUAGGUUGUUUUCUGAGAUUUGAGCAAUACGUUUUUUAAUGUAUUCUAAAACUAUUGAGGCCAUACAAUGGAACUGAAUGUAAUGAAAAUACCAGCUGUAGAAGUGAAGUGCGGUGGAAUUUGUUAAAUAACAUUUACAUUGCCGUUUAAUUGCUUGUUUUUAAUGCCAAGUUUUCAGGCAGCACUGUAAAAGCCA